Molecule: messenger RNA, 1317 nt
Organism: Mesorhabditis spiculigera
Lineage: Eukaryota; Metazoa; Nematoda; Chromadorea; Rhabditida; Rhabditidae
Source: the annotation of a GenBank genome assembly
AUGGGGAUCACGUGUAUGGUAAACUCCACAGCCUACGCUCCUGAAGAACUCAAAAACUUCUACAAAAACGAGCCCAUCGACCACUCCCACGAUGUGUGCAAACCCAUCGUUGACGAGAGCGUGGCCAAGGAGGACGGCUAUGUGGGAUAUUUGAUGUGGUCUCCCUCUAUGCAGUCGGCCUUAUUUGGUGCUAUAUUUUACGGUGGUCUCGUAACGAUGGCCUUCUCCGGGUAUCUGGCCGAUCGGUACGGGCCGAAAAUGUUGCUUGUUGCUGCCGUAAUCGAUUGCGUCGUGUUCACGAUGAUUGGCCCGACGCUGGCAGAGCGUUCAUACCCGGCCUUUUUUGCUUCUAGAGCCAUGAUGGGUAUUGGAAUUGGAUGCGUCCAACCAUGCAUUAAUAGUAUGGCCUCAAAAUGGUUCCCAUCAUACGAAAAAUCUACUGCCGGAGCGUUGUACACUACGGGUAAUCAGUUGGCGUCCAGUUUCACGUCAUUUUUCGUCGCCGAACUCUGCGCCUCCUCCCUCGGAUGGCCCUCAUUUUUCUACUUUUUCGGUGGUGUCGGACUACUGUGGUCCGUUUUCUGGAUCAUCUUCGUCACAAACUCCCCGCAAGACAAUCGCUGGACCGGGGAGCAGGAGAAAGAGUUUCUGGAGCGCGAGGUGUUGUCCAGGAAGCAGAAGGAUAUGUUGGUCCGCCAAGGCCUCCCCAUCCGCCACCUCCUCUUCAACCGCACCAUGCAGGCCAUCUACUUUUGCCAGUUCGCCUUCAGCCUGUGCGCCGUCAUCAUGCAGUCAUUUUUGCCGACAUACUUCAAGGACCACCUAUUUUUACCGAUCCAUUUGAACGGCCUCUACAACAUUGCCCCCUUCUUCACCCAAAUCGUCUCUAAAAAUAUUGCUGCUAUCCUGUCGGACUAUUUGAAGAAGCGAGAGCUUGUUGAUUCCGACACCUUGGUCAAGUUCUUCCAGGGUUGCGGGUCUAUCGGGGUAUCUAUCAUACUCUUCCUCCUCGCCUGGUUACCGUCUUGUGAAAACCCGGCAGUGGCCCUAUAUCUUCUAUCGGCAUAUGUAGCUCCUCAAUAUUCUGGGACCAUUUCUUCGAUAUCUACCGGUUACGCUACGGUGGCUAGCCUUGCUGGACCAAACAUUAUUGCGCUGAUCGAUUAUUUGGACCUCCCUAACAAAUGGCUGAUCGUCUUCGGUCUCUGCGCUACCAUUCAAUUUUGCGCCGGUUGUUUCUUCGUCUGCUUUGGUCAAGCGAAAAUCCAGUCCUGGGCGCAGCCGAAAGACUCGAUCGACCUCACGACAGCGCAGAAA